AUGAAAAUCAUUACAUUUCUUUUUAUAAACGUGUUAGGAUUUAAACUACAAGCAGCUUUUUAUUCUGAUGUAUUCUUAAAAUACAUCAAUUUAUUUGAUUUAGAUUUAAAUGAGGGCAUAGAAUGUUCAAAAAUGAAAGAAAUUGUUGAUUUUAUGUGUGGAAAGGGCAUGAUCAAAAUGUGGGAACCUUACCGGCAUUCAAAGUAUUAUAGUUCAGGGGAUAAUACUGAAAAAGAAUCUUUAAUGAAACAAGCUCACAAUAUUGCAAGUGCUACAUUUACAAAACUAGUCACUAAAAUUAUAUUUCUAGUAAAUGGCAGGCUAGUGAUAGAAGAAGAUUUGCCAAUUUUAAAAAUGUUAUUUAGAAUUAUUAGAUGUAAGAAAAAUACUUGGAAAUGUAUUAAUACACUAAAUGAACAAAUUAAAAUUUAUAAAAAUUGUGAUAAUUGGGAUUGUUCUGAAUCUCACACGUGUCCUGUUCUAAAAAGAGAGGAUUUUAUUAAAUUUCGCAAUGCAUGUAAUGAAUUAAAACAUUAUGAGGAUCAACCUAUACUAGCUCUUACUAAACAAGCAAUAUUUUUUUAUAUUAAAGAUGAUCCAAAAGUUAGUGAUGAAGAUUUAGAUAAUUUUUUACAACAAGAUGAUGGUCUUAUUUUUGAAUGUAGUAAAGAGAUCAAAGAAGCCCUACAAAAUGUUAAAUCUUUUAGUGGAGACAUGGUUAUAUUUGAAGGAAAGUAUGUUGGGUUUAUUCACUAUCUACAUUAA
This is a messenger RNA of Vairimorpha ceranae, 765 nucleotides long. RefSeq lists its product as hypothetical. The record is from RefSeq and is a predicted model, not a curated record. The transcript has a single exon. NCBI's taxonomy places the organism in Eukaryota, Fungi, Microsporidia, Nosematidae. The coding region runs from base 1 to 765 and encodes 254 amino acids.